AUGAGCGGACGUGGAAAGGGCGGAAAGGGCCUCGGCAAGGGUGGUGCCAAGCGCCACCGAAAGAUUCUUCGGGACAAUAUUCAGGGUAUUACAAAGCCCGCCAUCAGGCGUCUUGCCCGUCGAGGUGGUGUCAAGCGUAUCUCUGCCAUGAUCUAUGAGGAGACGCGUGGCGUCCUGAAGUCUUUCCUCGAGGGCGUCAUUCGCGACGCAGUCACGUAUACCGAGCACGCGAAACGGAAGACUGUGACGUCUCUCGACGUUGUCUACGCCCUGAAGCGACAGGGACGUACGCUCUACGGUUUCGGCGGCUAA
Molecule: messenger RNA, 312 nt
Organism: Scedosporium apiospermum
Lineage: Eukaryota; Fungi; Ascomycota; Sordariomycetes; Microascales; Microascaceae
Exons: 3
Coding region: 1-312 (103 amino acids)
Biological process (GO): nucleosome assembly
Cellular component (GO): nucleosome
Molecular function (GO): structural constituent of chromatin; protein heterodimerization activity; DNA binding
Source: RefSeq, a predicted model, not a curated record